UCCAUAGGCUAGCCUAUGCAUCGGUUAUUGAAAAGAAUCAGCACUGUCCGGCAAAAAAAAAUCACGUGCCGUCGAAAAAUAAAGAAUUAAGUGAGGGCGAGAAGCAAAGGGUUUAUGGAUUUAUUUUCUCUAUAAUCCGAGUGCGUGUGGCAAAUCAGUAGGCUACACAGCAGAACCGCCAUCUGUCUCUUCCGCGCCGAGCACUCAAUUUCGGUCCAGAUCGGCGAGAGACAUCUGCUUUCUGCUGGGCUGGUGGCUUCGACGCUACCCUGUCCACCCUAUACUAUAUAGGAGAGACCACUCUCUCCGUCUGCGAAAGGGAAAGUGGGAGUCCGGAAAUGAUAAUAGGACGAAUCACAUUUGAAACGAAAAACAAUGGACCCCGAGCUUUCUCUGCUUGACCGGUUCUUCUGUUAUACAUUUUGUUUUUGAACUGAUUAGUGAUACGGAGAAUAGUCUAUCACACGAAGAAUGCAUGACUUCGUUAUGCUCUGCUGAAGCCUGGGAUGGUGACUGUCAGAGGGUCUUAGUGUGUCGAGGGGGGUGAUUCCACCGACAGCCAAAAGGAUUUUUUUUUUGGUCUCGGCAGGUCAAAGAAGGCUAUUGGUGUCUUGGUGACACCAGUUUGCGGUUAUGUUUGUAUUGUGAAACCUUCACAGAUUUUGUGAUUUGUUUUGGGAUUAUACUGCAGCACCCAGGGAUAUUUCCAGUCUUUAAUUGAGGACAUUUUGACAGUUGCACGACGUGGAGGGAAUAUUAUUCACCUAUCAUACAAUUAAGUCGAAGAUUGAGUAGCCUGUGAAUGGUCUUGAAACUAUCGCAGUCCACGAUGUACUAUUGGGCAAUUUAUUAAACUUUCGCAAGGACAAGACUAUUUUGUGCAGGUUUGUAAAUUACGUUUGACUUCUGAAACUACUGUACAAUUUCCAGAGGCUACAGUUGGAAACAAUAGGUCCGUAUCUCAUGUCGGCAGGUAUUUUAGAAAUAACUUUUUGAAAGAAAGACGUCAAAGCAGUUCAAUAUUCAUUAUUUUGCCAAAUGAUUCGAACCUGCAGGAACCUGUUUUAGGCUAUAAUUAUGUUGGUUCAAUCAAUCUAAUCGCUGUUUUCAUUAACCAUUUUCCGGUAGGGUCGAGUGAGCUUGAAUAUACUUUGAUGGUUAUUAAUUUAGAUAUAGGCUUAAUAUUAUUUUUACACCAGACCCUCCCUCGUUCACUCAUAGUGCCUCUCAAAUAUUGACCAUCUUUGACUGUGAAUUCAGCCCCACGGCGAAACUGGAUAUUGUAUGAAAAACGCGUUUUACGCACAAGCUGUGUACUGGAACUUGGCGGUGGUACAGUUUGGCCUGGGUGAGGUUCCGUGGAAAUGGGAGACAACAUGUCAAAGAGAUUAAAACUGGUAACAGCUUCUGAAUCAGAGAUGGAGGAGAGGUCUUUUGUGAACCCGUACACAGACUGGGACCAAGGAGUCUUCACAUCUUCAAACUCAGGAGAAGACAGUGAUGGCAGUGAACCAUUUGAUACCAACGGAAAGUUGAGCGGUGCGUUCCAGAGGAAGUUGGAGAAUAAGAUCAAAGACCUGCUGGUGCAGAUGGAGGAAGGGCUCAAGACAGCCGACCCCAACGACUACUCCACAUACACCGGCUGGACAGGCAUAGCUCUGUUGUACCUGCAGCUGCACCGUGUGACCAGUGAGGCCUCCCACCUGCAGAGGGCGCUGGACUACGUGAAGCGCACCUUGAGGAGCCUGAGUGGCCGCCGCGUCACCUUCUUGUGUGGAGACGCCGGGCCGCUGGCUGUGGGAGCCGUCACACACCACCGCCUGAAGAACCAGGCAGAGGCACAGGAGUGUAUCAGCAAACUUCUCCAGCUCCAGCGGACUGUUUUGUCGGCUGACUCUGACGUGCCUGACGAGCUGUUGUACGGUCGGGCUGGCUACCUCUUCGCCCUGCUCUACGUCAACAAGGAGAUCGGCGCAGACACCGUUGAUGAGACCAUCAUCACUCAGGUGGUGACCGCCAUCUUGGAGUCGGGGAAGAACCUGUCCAAAGAAGAGAAGAAGACGGAGCGCUGCCCUCUGCUGUACGAGUGGCAUAAGAAGCAGUACGUCGGGGCCGCACAUGGUCUGGCUGGCAUCUACUACAUGCUCAUGCAGCCCAGUGCCAAAGUGAAUCCUGAUAUCCUGAAUGAACUGGUGAGGCCCAGCAUUGACUACGUACGGCACAAAAAGUUCCGCUCCGGCAACUACCCUUCAUCACUUAGCAACGAGACCGACCGACUCGUUCACUGGUGCCACGGGGCCCCGGGAGUCAUACACAUGCUUAUCAUGGCACACAAGCUGUUUAAGGAGGAGAAGUACCUGAAGGAUGCGGUGGAGUGCGGUGAGGUGGUGUGGCAGAGGGGUCUGCUCAGGAAGGGCUACGGCAUCUGCCAUGGCACCGCCGGCAACGGCUACACCUUCCUCUCCCUCUACAAACUCACACAGGAGAAGAAAUACCUGUACCGUGCAUGCAAGUUUGCCGAGUGGUGCCUGGACUACGGGACGCACGGAUGCCGUAUCCCUGACCGGCCAUACUCGCUGUUCGAAGGCAUGGCAGGAGCCAUCCACUUCCUCUCAGACAUCACCCAGCCCGAGGCCUCCUGCUUCCCCGCAUUUGAACUUUGACCCCAGAGCGGGCUUGUGUGUGGCGACCAGCACUGGAAGAAGGACUGACCAGGGGGGCGGGGGGGGG
Molecule: messenger RNA, 2730 nt
Organism: Clupea harengus (Atlantic herring)
Lineage: Eukaryota; Metazoa; Chordata; Actinopteri; Clupeiformes; Clupeidae
Gene: lancl2
Product: LanC like glutathione S-transferase 2
Biological process (GO): carbohydrate metabolic process; peptide modification
Cellular component (GO): plasma membrane
Source: RefSeq, a predicted model, not a curated record